GGUGGUCUGGUGUUUCCACUGUCAAGUUUUUUAAUAGUAUAACCAUGGGAAAAAACGGGAAAAAAAAAUUUCGACCAUUUGCAGUGCAGGUUGGAAACACUGUGGAUUUAUCAUCAAUCCCAAAUGACUCGAAUGAAGAACGCUCUUCAUAUUCAUCUGCCAAUAACCGAAGGCAGAACCAGAGGGACCGCCCUGAUCUCGAUGAGGAGAGAGCAUCCAGAGGUCCUUGGAGAACUGAACCUGUUAGUCGCAAUUCUGACAGUUUUGCACCAUCUGUUGAAGGAAGUACUUGGAGACAACCAAGAAAUGAGAGACCGUUUAGAGGUGACCCAAAUUCAAGGAGGGGUAAUGAUAGAGAAUACAACAGAGAUUCUUUAAAGGAAGAGAAUAAUGGGGAAAUUGUAAGAGGAACCAUUUCACAGGAGAAGAGUAGAGGCGAUAAUUCUUCAAAUAUGGAGAAUGAAAGUAAUGAGGGCGAAGGUGAGGAUACCCACUCUUCUGUAUCAGAACAGGCUCAGCCUACUGUGAAUCCUUCCUGGUACGAAGACUCCACAUCAAAUGAUACUGAAGUGGCCAAUUCACGUCAAAAUAGACAAGAAGCAUAUAGGGAAGUACCAGAUAGGUCAACACAAAAAUAUGUGCCACCUAGGUCUAGUUACAAUUCUCAAAAUUAUAACGGACCACCAAGCAGAACAGAUGGAUAUCAAAGGCAGAGGAGAUAUGAUGAUAACGAUGGAAACGAAAGGACCACGUGGCGCAAUCCGGGUGGAUCUCGUGGGGAUUCAAAUACAAGGGAUUACCGUUCGAAUUAUAAUAACCGAGGGGACUCGAACAGAGAGGGAGAACGAAGAGAGGGACCUCAAAGGAGUUUCCCCAGUGCCUGGAAUAAGAAUGAACAAUAUUCCAAAAAUAGGGAUAAUUCUGAAUCUUCUGAGACCUUUGGAAAUUGGAGACAAGGACCAAACUCAAGGCCUUCUCCUAAGGACGUGCGUUCAGUAGAUUCCUCGAAAAAUGCAGAUAGGAGUGUAAAUUCUAAUGAUUCUUUGGAAAAUGAAGAUAGGAAAAGGAGCCCAAGAAAUUCUUCGGGAAAUGAGGAUAUGACGGUGAAUCCCGGAAAUACUUUUGAAAGCGAAGAUGUGGAAGUGAGUUCGGGAAAUACUUCUGAAAACGCAACGUCAGAUUGGAAUAAGCAAAAAAGAAUGAACUCUAGGUUUUCUUCUGAAAAGAGGGGGAAUACAAAAUUUUCCCCGGACAAGGAUGAUAAGAGAGAGAGUUUUAGACGAGGCAGAAGUAUAUUCUUAGGAAGUCCAAGUGAGGAACAAGAAAGUUUUCUUUCUUUCUUGCAUUCAAAGGAUGCCGCUAAUUUUACUAAAGUGAAGGAGGAAGAACAAGAUUUGUUCAGUGUUGGAGAUGAUUACGCAUUAGCUCACUGCGUCGCUGAGGACAUGAACAUGGGAAGUGGAAUAGCCGUCGAGUUUAGGGUGCAAUUCAAAAAAGUGGCAGAUUUGUUGGACCAGAGAGCAGUAUCAGGAGGCUUAGCUUUUCUUGAAAUCAACGGAAGGUUCAUUUAUUACUUGGUUACGAAAACUCUGUCUCGGGGAAAACCAACCUAUGACACGCUUUGGUCGUCCUUGCUGAAACUGAGGACCCACAUGAAGAAUAACAAUGUUACAAAGCUCGCACUCCCACGUAUUGGAUGCGGUUUGGAUCGGCUUGAUUGGGACCAUGUGAAGCCUAUGAUUGAAUUCCUAUUUAGAAAUGAAGAAGUAGACAUUCUAGUUUGUAAUUUUCAACCGGAUGGACUAAACAAUAAAACUUUGAAAAAAUGCAAAGUAGUUCUUGAGCAAAAACCGGUCACAGAAAUUGACCCGGAAACAGUAAUAAUUUAUUUUGCGUCUAAAGAUGGUAAAAUAACGGAAAACAUGAGGAAAUUAGAUGACAAAUUCAAAUUCCUAGCCCACUUUGAAAAGGAAUCUAAGGAUCUUGGUAAACCAGUUAGACUAGUUCCGAUGUUUGCUAAAAAAUAUAUUCUUUAUGGUUGCAUUGUUAAAGACAAAUACGAGGAUCCAUUUAGUUUUGUUGCCUUUGCAAGCUGUCUCCAUGCGAUUGUGAAAAAUUACAAGAUUGAUAAUUUCUUCUACAUAGCUUUCCAAAGCGAGGAGGAUGAUCUUCUCAAUACAAAAAUUUUGAAUCUAAUGAAACACACGCUGAAAGAUAUGGACAUUUAUAUUUGCGGCUAUUCUGAAACGCCUUCAAGUGUCGAGGAGUAGUUGGUGUUUUAUAUUAUUUCCUUUGUAUUAUCAUUAGAUUGUAUUUAUAGGAAUGAUAAAUAAACUUGUCCAAAUUUGA
Messenger RNA from Coccinella septempunctata (seven-spotted ladybird), 2349 nucleotides. RefSeq names its product GATA zinc finger domain-containing protein 14-like. The record is from RefSeq and is a predicted model, not a curated record. Bases 45 to 2270 code for a protein of 741 amino acids. Gene Ontology annotation, biological process: peptidyl-glutamate ADP-deribosylation. Lineage: Eukaryota; Metazoa; Arthropoda; Insecta; Coleoptera; Coccinellidae. The transcript is spliced from 8 exons.